AUGAUACCGAUGAAUGGCCCAGAACAUUUCAACUUCGAUGCCUUUCGUGACUGCCUGUUUACAGUCAUUGUGAAUAAGUCCACCCCAGACGAAGCUCGGAAAGGAUCCAAACGUAGCUCUAUCCGGAAGAAGCCCACCACAUCUCAAACCUCCUUCACGGACCCCGAGCCCUCAGAACUGGCCGAUUUUGCAGAGUAUCUCGCCGGCGGGAUCUUUGCCAGCCUCCCAGACGAGCUCCAGAAUCUUACCCACCGUGCUAUCCAGGAUGAUACGACCCUGUCUGACAAGUGGUCCUUGCCACUGACCCUUUCCGUCCUGGAGGAGGUCACAGCAUAUAUUCCGGGAGAGGUCAACGACAGCCUGACAGCCUAUGGGCUGGUGGAGGCCCCCAAGUCAGAUGUCCAGUCCUUUAUAACUCCAGUACUUUCUGCAUAUAUCGCCGUUGUGACAACGCCACCGCCCAAAUGGAUCGAAACAAGGACGACCGCUUGCGAGAUCUGCGACCGGGACUGGGUGCCCUUGACCUACCAUCACCUAAUCCCCAAGGAAGUGCAUGCCAAAGUUCUGAAAAGGGGUUGGCAUGAAGAGCAUCGUCUGAACAGCGUUGCGUGGUUGUGUCGUGCUUGUCACAGUUUUGUCCAUAGGAUGGCCUCGAACGAGGAAUUGGCUCGUGAAUGGUACACUGUCGACUUGAUCUGUUCCAGGGAGGAUGUCCAGAAAUGGGCUCAAUGGGUGAGUCGGGUCAGGUGGAAGAAGACUUGA
Capronia coronata CBS 617.96 is the source of this 762-nucleotide messenger RNA. RefSeq lists its product as uncharacterized. The coding region runs from base 1 to 762 and encodes 253 amino acids. Lineage: Eukaryota; Fungi; Ascomycota; Eurotiomycetes; Chaetothyriales; Herpotrichiellaceae. The record is from RefSeq and is a predicted model, not a curated record. The transcript has a single exon.